Molecule: messenger RNA, 7143 nt
Organism: Rotaria sp. Silwood2
Lineage: Eukaryota; Metazoa; Rotifera; Eurotatoria; Philodinida; Philodinidae
Source: the annotation of a GenBank genome assembly
AUGGCUGAUGAAACACAUGAUGUAUCGGGACACGAACAACUCAGUAUAGUUGUACGUGUUAUCGAUCAUGAAGUUAAAAUAAGUAAUGACUUAAAUCAACAGUCAUCUCUAUUUAAAGAAUAUUUUCUUGGUUUCAUCAAACUUGAUAAAUUUGAUGCACAAACAUUAACUAACGAAAUUGUAAAGUUUUUAUCAUCUUUAAAUAUCAAUUUAAAAGAUUGUAUAGCUUUGUGUUUUGAUGGUGCAUCAGUCAUGUCGGGGAAUAAUGCUGGGAUUCAGGCGUUGUUACGUCAACAAUAUAUUCCCAAUGCAAUUUAUGUACAUUGCUAUGCACAUAAAUUGAAUCUUGUCAUAUGUGAUGUUACAAGUGCUGUUCCAUACUUAUCAGAAUUCUAUUCAAUCAUUAAUAAAGUUUACACUUAUUUUCAUACAUCAAGUGUUAUGAACGAAACACUGAAAUUAGUUCAACAACAAUUAAAUUUAAAAGAAUCAGAAGAUGAAGGUACAGAGCGUUCGAUAGAUGCACGUGGUUUAUUAUUAGCUUUGAAAGAACCAUUAUUCGUUGCCACUAUUUUCAUUUUGGAUUAUCUACUUGGUAAAAUCAAAAUCCUAUCCGAUCAAUUAAAAUCUAAACCACUCGAUUUUGGUGCAGCUCAUUAUUUGAUUAGUUCUGUUAUUAAUCAAAUUAGUGACCUUAGAAAUGAAGAAGAGUUUUUCAAACUAUGCGAUAACAUUACUGAAUUUUCUGCUGAAAAUAAUAUCUAUUUGAAUGUUAAAAUGAAGGAAAGAAGAAUAAAAACAACUUCUACUAGAUUUACAAAUUAUUUCAUUAGAUCUACAAUUGGACAGCGUGAGGAAAUUGAUAGUAAAAAUAAAUACAGAAUAUUUGUUUUCUAUCCAGUAAUUGAUUCCAUUCUUCUUGAAAUGAAUGAUCGUUUAUCGAAAACAAAUAUGGAAAUUCUUCAUAGUAUUUCAUCACUAUCACCUGAUAGUCCAACAUUUUUAGAAAUAGAAGCAUUGAAAGCUUUACGUGUAAUAUUACAAUCUGAUAUUCACUUGUUACAUAAUGAAAUUCAAGUACUAAAACCAAUGUUGAAACAAUUAAAACUAAAAAAUAUGAUCAAUUUGUAUUUUGAAAUUUUACCAUUAAAACAAGCAUUUCCAUGUAUGCUAUCACUUCUUAUUGGUGCAAUGACAAUUUCAGUAUCAUCAACCACAACAGAAAGAACUUUUAGUAAAAUGAAGCACAUUAAAACUGUUGCACGUAACAAUGAAAAUUGGCACAAUGCACGUCAACAAGAAGCUACUCAUUUGCAUUUAAUUAAACCAAUAACACUCUCUAUAAAUCUUUUCAAAUGUCUUUAUUCGGACAAUAUCAAUUUUCCUGUUUGGAAGAUUUCUGGACAAAUUUCAACUGUAGAUAUACGAAUUUCGGAUAUGCGCUUGUUUAAGAUUAUUAAACAUAUUCAAUCACUUUCAUUUCCACAAUCAAAACAUCGUGCGAUAACAACCGUAGAAAAUAAAACUGAACUAUGGACGAUGACGCCUCUAAUCGAUAUUACUCAACAGACAUUAGAGACAAUUGAAAAUAUGACACCUAUGAAAAAGGUUUUGCAAAAAUUGGCUGAUGAAAAUCAAGAAAUUCAAAACAAAGUCGAAGAACAAUUUACACAAAUUGAAGCUAAUUUUAAAAUUUCACAAAUCGAUCUUCUUCUCGAAGAAGAAAAAGAAGAUAAAGAUUAUCCAUUUCUUCGUAUUUCAUUUGUAUCAAUGUAUGUACACACAUUCGUCAAAACAUUUGACAUAGAAUUCCAAGCAUCACUAGAUGAUUUGAUUAUUUAUCAUGAACAGUUCAUAACAAAAGAUAAUCACAAUCUUCGUUUUCUUGCUGCUCAACAUGAAGAAAAUAAAAUUAUCGAUAAAAUAAAUUCAAAGAAAUUAGUUAGCAUACAUAUUUUGCAUACAUCAUUAGAUAAUCCAUUGUUUACAUCGUCGAAAUAUGAUGGACUUGAAAAUAAAGUUCGAAUACAUUUGAGCAAACUGAUUGUUACAUUACAAUUAGAAGCAUUAUUAUCCAUCAUGAAGUUUCAAGAUAAUAUCAUGCAAAAAUGGCCAACAGAUAUAUUUGAAGAACAAAUUAAAAAAGAACAAUUACUUGGAAAAAUAUCUGAAGAAAAUAAAACAAUGUCUACUAUCGGAAAAUUUGUUAAAACAAAUCGUCUAUCAUCUGCAAGCACAAUCGAAAUCGAAGCUAAUUUAGAAGAAUUUCAUAUUGUUAUUGCAACCAUGGAUACUCAAAUGUUUGAUAUUUAUGUUCAUGGUGUCAAAGCCAAUAUGCAUAAUACAUCUAAUGAAACAUUUGUCAAUUUAAUUCUUACCGAUUUUUAUAUGUUUGAUCCUCAUGUGGAUGCACGAUUUCGAAAGGGAUUUCUUGACACAUUGAAUAUCUCAAAAGCAGCACUUGAACUUAGUCAAUAUCAAACUGAUGCUAUUUAUGAACAAAUACAAAAUUUACAAAAUCAAGCAUUUAAAUUACGUCUAAAUGCUACAUUUAAUGCACCAAAUAUUAUUGUUCCCAUAAAUGCCUAUUCAGAUGAAGCAUUAUUCCUUGAUUUAGGAAAAUUAAUAUUAGAAACAAAAUUUAUUGAUGACCCAAAAACAUUUCUUGUUGAACAACAACAAGUUAACAUUGAAAAUGUUCGUGCUAGUCGAGUUAAACUCAAUAAAAAUAAUGAAAUACAAAGUGAAAUCAUUCUACUCGAAUGUGCAAAUUUAAAAAUCGAUAUUGAUAGACUUUUAUAUCCUGAAAAAAUAAAAACUGAAGCAUAUAUUUCGCUUAAAAUGCAAUGGGAUUUUAUUCAUGUAGGCUAUUUAAUAAUCAUAAUUGAAUAUAUUUUUUUCUUUCAGUUUCAAUUAGCUAAAAAUGAUUAUUUAUGUGUAAUGAAAAUUUUGAUGGAAAAUUUUCAAGAUCAAACAAUAACAAAUGUUGUUAUUCGUGAACAAUAUCAUUAUCGACAAGAGCAACAAAAACGAGAAGAAGAUGCUUUACGAAAUGCUGUUAUUAAAAAACAAAAAGAAUGGCAGAUUGGUCAAAUACUUGAAAAAAUUAAAGUUCAUGCUACAAUCAAGAAACUUGCACUAACUCUUUAUCUGGGUGAAUCAAAUUUGAUUAAUCGUCAUGUAAAACAUGAAGAAAGUUUGAAAUUAGCUAAUGUAGAAGUUGAUAUAUUCGAAGUUAUCUUUCGACAACAUUCAAAUUCAAGCUAUAAAGUCGUAGCACGUGUAAAAAACUUUCUAUUUGAUGAUCUACGAGAAACACAUCAAGCAGAUGCUGUUGUACAUAUGAUGGAUCGACAUUUUACUGUUGAUCCAAAUGCGUACAUGCUUAUAGCUACUUUAGAAUUUCAACCAAAAGAUCAAACAUACUUAAUAGCUCGACAAAAAAUAAAUGUUCAAUUGGAAAGUCUUUAUAUUUGUAUUAAAUUAGAUUAUUUGAUGAUAUUACAAGAUUUUUUCAUGUCAAACUUGCCGAUAAAUGAUAAAAAUAGAUCACAAAAUCCAGCAAUAGAAAUGAUGAAACCUAAUAAUGAUCUUCAAAAUAAGGAUAUAUCUAAAAAAUAUGAACCGAAUCAUAGUCAUACUACAAUGGCAACUUCUAAAUUAUCCUCGAUUGAAACUAUUAAUACUGAUGUUGAAACUAGAAUUGACAUUCUUGUUAAAAAUCCUGAAAUAAUUUUACUCGAAGACCAACAUAAUUCUAAUUCAAAUUGUCUUGUACUAAAUUUUGCCCUUAAUAUGCGUGCGAUUAACGUUGGAGAUGAUACAAAACUAUUUAGUACAUUAAAUGAUUUAACUAUCUAUAGUUCGAAUUUCGCUGAACUGAAAUCUUCGAAAGUUAAAUAUCGAAUUUUACAACCAGCCAAAGUGGAUUUAACGAUAAUGAUCGAUUCAGAGCAACAAAAAGUUGAUGUUCGUUUUACACAUAUUAUUAUUAACAUUACACCAGCUGCUGCUCGUAUACUUAUUGGUGUUACUAGUUCGUUAAAUAAACAUCAACCAACAAAUAAACAAGAAAAAUUCGAUGUUCAAACAAUGUUUAAUCCAAAACCAAUUAACGAAUCUGAUUUUUGGUAUUUGAAAGAAGACACUAUUGAUAUUCCAUCAGAGAAAAACUCUCGUGUUGAAAAUAAGAAGAAGAAAGAUAAAAGUUGUCUUUUCCAACAACUUGUUUUAGCAUUAACAACUAUGGAAAUAAAACUUAAUGUUGGUUUUGGUUCAGUAACAAAAUCAGUCGCUGCAAUUUGUCUAUCGAAUUGGGAGAUUGAAGUUAAAAAUUGGUCCGAUCAGAUGACUGCUUCAUUGACAAUGAAUAUUGAAGCAGCUUUAUACAAUGAGCAUACUCUUGCAUGGGAACCUCUUAUUGAACCGACAUUUGAUGAAAAUAAAACACGUCUUUUACCAUGGAAGAUCACAUGUUCAAUAACACCUUUAUUUCCAAUAUCUGAUCGUUUUGAAUUAUUAUCAUUGACGAAUACUAAACAACAGCAACAAAAAAAAGUUUCUGGUCUCAAUGCUAAACAAUUAAUUUCAAUUCAAGCUCAACAAUUAUUAAAUAUUACUAUAACAAAAACAGGUUUUGAGCUUAUUGAACAUUUAUCUUCUUUAUUUAAUGAUAUUUAUAAUCAACGUUUACCCAAAAAAAAUAUCGAUGAUAAUGAAUCGAUGUUAUCAUUAGUAAAUUUAACAGGACAAAUUAUUUUUAUGGAUAAUCUAAAUGGUCUCGAAUUUACUGAUAAUAUAUCGUGGACUUCAAAAGUUAUCUCACAAAAUGAAACGAUUCCAUUAAAUGCAUCUGUUGAACGUUUAUCAUCAAUUUAUCGACUUUCUGUUAUUGAAGAACAAACCUCUAAAAAUCGACAAGAAUUUUCUGUUCAAAUUUAUGAUAGUAAUAAAUUGAUAAAUAUUAGUCGAACAUGGCAACGUAUAUAUGAUUUAAAGCCAUCAUUGAUUCCAAUAUUUCCGAUUCAAUUACUUUGUGAUACUCAAAUACAUAAUAAUUGUCGACGCAUAAUUCUUAGUUCCGUUGUCAAAAUAUAUAAUAAUACAACAUUACCAAUAGUUAUACUAGAUUUUGAUUCAAAGACAGAAAAAUCUAAUCAUCGAAUUGAAAUUAAUGAAUAUUAUUAUGUUCCUAUUGAUCUUCUUUAUAAAAAUUCGAAUCUAUCGAUUUUUAUUGGCGUUGAUGAGUAUGAAAAAGGAGUAGAUAAUGCUGAAUCAACAUUAAAAUCACCAGAUAUUUUUUAUUGAGAAGCGAAAGAAGCUUAUUUAGAGAAUACAGAUCAACUUGAGCGAGUAUCAUAUAAUAUUUAUAUUCAUUCAACUAUUCAUCUAACCAAUCUUUUACCAAUUGAUAUUCAAUGUUCUAUUAAUAAUUUGGAACAAAUUUAUCUUAAACCGAGUCAAUUACAAUUAAUUACAUCUGGUGGCAAAAAUUCUAUAUUGAGAUUUAUUAUUCCAUUUUACAAUGAAGUUGAAUGGAUCUCAGACCCUAUUGAUUUAGGAAUAAGAAAAAAAAGUGAUCCUAGUGAACGAGUUAUUACUUUCUGUAAUGCUGCAUGUCCCAAUAAACAACAAAUUUUAAUUUGUGUUGAUAUAACAACAAGUUCAUUUGGCUUAACAAAAAUUGUUACGUUGUCACCAGCUAUGGUUAUUAUCAACCGAACUUCAAUUCCUAUUGAAAUCGUUGAAACUUUAAUGGGUAAAGAACAAGAUCAAUGGAUUUUCGUGGAACAUGAUGGAGUUAUUCCUUUUUGGCCACAAAAUGCCAAAGAAGGUUCAAUGCAUGUUCGUUAUGCACAUAAUCAAAAGAAAUCAAAAGCAUUUUCAAUCAAUAAAAAACAUCAGACAUUAUUGUAUAUGAAUGAUGAAGAACGUUUAGUUAUUUUUGUAGAAGUUAUUGCCACUGAUUUUGAUGGUGUGCGAGUGAUUUUUAGUGAUUAUAAACAAGGUGACGCACCCGUAUUGCUUAUCAAUCAUACACAUGAUCAAUUAAUUUCGUUUGUUCAAAAGAAUGAUGUGACAACUCAAUAUUUAGUACCAAAACAUUUUGUCUAUUAUACAUGGAUGGAUCCGUUAAAACCACGUGAGAUGAUUGUUACUUGCAAUGACAAAUCGAAAACGAUUGAACUCAAUCCUCAUCGUGGUGAUCUUGAUAUAAGUGAAAAUCAUGGUAUUGUCAGCUAUGUUGUAUUCAUUGAUGGUGUUCAAACUGUAUUACUUUUCUCGUACGAUGACCAGAUUAUUGGAGCCACAUUAAAUAUACCAUCUUCAACUCAAUCUAUCUGUCGACGUCUUCAACUUGGAAUUUCUGAUGUUGGUCUAUCAAUUGUAAAUGAUAUUAAACGAGAAGAACUUCUUUAUAUUAGUAUUAAAAAGUCAAAACUUAUUUGGGUUCAAAUGAGAAAAUCUCGAGUGAAACCAUUUUCACAUGAUAUGCAAACACAUUUAGAAGAAUUAUAUAAAAUACACCUACAACUAGUAGAACAAAAUCCGAAUGAUGCAACUCUUCAUCAAACGAAAUAUCAAAUGUGUGAAUAUCGUGAAGUUAUUUUUUAUGAAAAUGCUGCUGAAUUAGUCAAUCAAAAAGGCGAACAUAAAUUAGCUAAACGAAAAUCACUUGAUGGAUUAUGGAUUGAAUAUACAUGGUCAAUGACUAAUGCAGCUUUUUAUACUUGUAUUAAUCAUAUUCAAAUUGAUAAUCAACUGGAGUGUACCAAUUUUCCCAGUAUUCUCUAUCCAAUAUUAUCUAAAACAGCAGACUCUGAUAUUACUGAAAAACCAUUUAUUGAAUUAAGUAUUUACGAAUCAAAAACAUUACAAUCAAACAUAAUGCAUUUUCAAUAUUGCAAAUUACUUGUUCAAGAAUUUGUACUUCGAGUUGAUCAAGGUUUAAUUUUAGCUAUUCUUGCUUUCUUUAGACAAGAAAAGAAUACAAUGAUAUCGAUGAUCAAUAUGGAUACAGAUUUAGAACAUAUUAACAAGUCACUUCAAGAUAUUAUUAAAGUACAAACUGAUACUCCAAUGGGUGAAACACAAAUGUACUUUAACAACAUUCAUUUAUCACCACUUAAAGUAUCUGUUUAA